AUGUGUGGGGUUGGAUUGGAGCCGGAGAUGGAUUCCGAGCACGAGGAGGCGCCUUUACUUGCCCGCCGUGACGGGGGCCGAGCAGGCCGGCCACAGUCAGCAGACACAGGUUUCAGCGCAGGAGCCCUUGCUAACGAGCAACCAGAUCAAUCCUUGCCUAGGCGCCCGGUAAUCCAGGCGGCCCCGUGGCAGGCGAAAACUCCCGCCAUGAUUGUCUUUCUGGCGGCCGUCAUGAUGUUUGGCAUCACAUCCAGCGGCAUGAUGCUGCUCGUGCCCAUUUACCGCCUUAUCGAAGACGCUCUCUGUCAUGUGCAUUACAAAGACGACAGCCCAGGUCUGAUGGACGAGAUGAAGUGCAAGGUGGAUAGUGUGCAGUCACAGCUGGCCUCGUUGCUCGGCUGGUGUGGCCUGGUGAAUUCCGUCAUGACAUUGAUUGUCGCUUUCCCACAUGGCAUGCUUGCUGACCGCAUCGGACGAAAGCCCACGGCCGUCCUCGCGUACGGCGGCUUUGCUGUCUCAAGCUGCUUCGCGCCCCUUAUGCUUGCCGGGUUUCAGCACCAUGUUAGGAGAAACCCGUACGUCCUCAUGAUUGGCUCACUCUGGGUGCUGGUAGGCGGCGGCGUGCCAGUCUUGCUCAACACCCUCUACGCAAUGGCGGCCGAUGUGAGCACGGAGCAAGAAAAAGCUGCGAGCUUUCUGUACCUGACCUUUGGUGCUACACUCGGCGGUUUAAUCGGGCCUCUCCUCGCGGGCUUACUAAUGACCACGUAUGGCCCGUGGAUACCUAUACAUGUCGCCCUCCUCGCCACCCCCUUCAUGCUGGCCCUUUUUUUUCUGAUUCCAGAAACGCUCAGCUUGGAGACCAAGGCGCAGGAGAACCCCGACCAAACCAUGUUGCAAGCCUUCAGGGGACACUUGGGGAAAGGACUGGAGGACUUGUCGCAUUCGCUGGACAUGGUCAAGAACCACAACAUCCCCCUCGUGCUCUUGACCUUUUUUUUCCAGUCGGCCAGGUUCUACGCCUAUACUUCGCUGCUGGCGCAGUACAUCAGCAAGCACUUUGGAUGGAAGCUCGCCCAGACGAGCCUGCUGCUGUCCCCGCUGGGGGUCCUCAAUCUCGUCGUCCUCGUGGCACUGCCCAAGGUUUCCGACAUGUUGGUGUCCCGGCGCUGCAGAUUCACGGUUUUCGCAAAGGACCUGUUUCUGACCCAAGCGUCGACGCUUCUCAUCGCGGCGGGUGCUCUGGUCGAAGCCCUGAGCCACAAUGUCGCGCUCUUCCUGUGCGGCCUGUUGAUCGGGACGCUUGGCGCUGCAGACAGCCCGCUCGCCAGAGCCACGGUAUCGCACCACGUCGACGCCAAGUCCACCUCGAAGCUAUACGCUCUCGUCGGCAUCGCGGAGGUCGCUGGAUCUUUUAUUGCCGGCCCGGUAUUGGCCAGGCUGUUCAACAUUGGCUUGGAGCGCAAGGGUAUCUUUGUAGGUCUUCCGUGGUUUUACGUGGCUUUCUUGUCGGUCGUCGCCCUGCUUGCACUGCUGUUCGUCAGCCCGCCAAAGAAGGCUGCGCUCGCCGAGGAGGCAUGUCAGUGA
Ustilaginoidea virens is the source of this 1587-nucleotide messenger RNA. RefSeq lists its product as uncharacterized. Gene Ontology annotation, cellular component: membrane. The coding region runs from base 1 to 1587 and encodes 528 amino acids. The record is from RefSeq and is a predicted model, not a curated record. NCBI's taxonomy places the organism in Eukaryota, Fungi, Ascomycota, Sordariomycetes, Hypocreales, Clavicipitaceae. Gene Ontology annotation, molecular function: transmembrane transporter activity. Gene Ontology annotation, biological process: transmembrane transport. The transcript is spliced from 3 exons.